Cucumis melo (muskmelon) is the source of this 1553-nucleotide messenger RNA. RefSeq names its product choline-phosphate cytidylyltransferase 2-like. The coding region runs from base 180 to 1166 and encodes 328 amino acids. Gene Ontology annotation, molecular function: choline-phosphate cytidylyltransferase activity; phosphatidylcholine binding. The record is from RefSeq and is a predicted model, not a curated record. Lineage: Eukaryota; Viridiplantae; Streptophyta; Magnoliopsida; Cucurbitales; Cucurbitaceae. The transcript is spliced from 8 exons. Gene Ontology annotation, biological process: CDP-choline pathway.
AAUAGGGAGCGAAAAUGUCGCGCUGUCGGAGGUGGACGCCAUAUAACGAGAGUUUAAAAAUAAAAUAAAAAAGAAAAAAAAAAAACGAGAAAAAAGGAAAUUAAGAAACGCACAACAAAAGGCUCAGCGAAGAAAAAGAAUGAAAGCAAAAGAGAAGGGGAGAUUUUAAGGUAAUUCGAAUGGCGGAGGUGAAGCCCGGCGAUUCCACCACCAACAUCACUACCGACACCACCACCACCGCUUUCAACGGUUCUCAAAACCAUUCGAAUUCCGAUCAGCCAACGGACCGUCCGGUUCGAGUCUACGCUGAUGGGAUCUACGAUCUCUUCCAUUUUGGUCACGCUCGCUCUCUCGAGCAAGCCAAGAAAUCGUUCCCGAAUACCUUUUUGCUAGUUGGGUGUUGUAAUGAUGAGACUACCCACAAGUUUAAAGGGAAAACUGUUAUGACUGAAGCUGAACGAUAUGAAUCUCUUCGCCAUUGCAAGUGGGUGGAUGAAGUGAUUCCUGAUGCACCCUGGGUGAUCUCUCAAGAAUUUAUUGACAAGCACAAGAUUGACUUUGUGGCCCAUGAUUCUCUUCCUUAUGCUGAUGCUUCUGGGGCUGGGAAAGAUGUUUAUGAAUUUGUUAAAAAGAUUGGAAAGUUUAAGGAAACAAAAAGGACGGAAGGAAUCUCAACUUCAGACAUUAUCAUGAGGAUUGUGAAAGAUUAUAAUCAGUAUGUACUGCGCAAUUUGGACCGUGGUUAUUCAAGGAAAGAGCUUGGAGUCAGCUAUGUGAAGGAAAAACGGCUGAGAGUAAAUAUGAGAUUGAAGAAAUUACAGGAGAAAGUUAAGGAGCAUCAAGAAAAAGUGGGAGAAAAGAUUCAAACAGUUGCAAAAACUGCUGGCAUGCACCGGAAUGAAUGGGUAGAAAAUGCUGAUCGUUGGGUAGCUGGGUUUCUAGAGAUGUUUGAAGAAGGUUGUCAUAAGAUGGGCACGGCCAUCAGAGAUCGAAUUCAAGAGCGAUUGAUGGGGGCACAGCAGCUGAAAUAUAUAUCAAAUGGCAAGGACAGUGACUCAGACCUUGAUGAAGAAUAUUAUUACGACGAUGAUGAUAAUGAAGAAUACUAUGAUGACGAUGACGAUGACUUCUAUGAAGAAUUUGAGAAAGAUGAAAAGAAAAGGUAGGGCAUUUGUUUACGUCAAGUUUGAAUACAUGUCACGUGCUUGUUCGUGAAUUCUACAGUAUAUUUUGCUACUAUAUGUUUAGAUGACGCAGAUGGUAAAACCAUAACUGCUAGUUUGUUACCAAAGCCAGAAAAAAAAGAAAGGGCACUUUGGUGAUGAUAAGGUUAGGAACCAUUUCUUUUGGUGACCCCUUUUUAAGAUGUAUGUCUCUUUUUUUUUUUGUGUAUAUGGAUGAAAAUUUUCCUUUCAAGCUUUGUAAAACAGGUCGAUAUGAAAGCCUUUUUUUUGCUCCUUUUGGUUUUCGUGAAUCAUUGUAAUUGAAGAUUCAACUUUUGGUUUUCUUGUUUGUAGGUAAUGUAAGAGUGAUAAAUACGGUUUGUUAUUUUA